GAACCCCGUGCCGCGUCGGAAGCUUCUGGAUCCCAGAUCUCGGCCAAAAACCCUAACCCUCUCGAAGCUUCUAGAAUCACGCCCCCUCCCCCCUCCCCCCUCCCCUCCCCAUGGACGGGCUCGCGGCGCCCUCGCCGUCCCACUCCGGCGCGACGUCCGGCGGCGGCGCCUCCCACCGCAAGCGGAAGCUCCCGCCGUCGUCCCUCUCCGACGCCACCGCCGACGAGGACGACGACACCACCGCGCCGUCGUCGCCGUCCACCUCCCCGUCGUCGCCCUCACGCCCGUCCUCCCCGUCCUCCUCCCACUCCGACGAUGACGACGACGACUCCCUCCACACCUUCACCGCCGCCCGCCUCGACGGCGCGCCCCCGUCCUCAUCCGGCCGCCCGCCGAAGCCCGAGUCCUCGACCGUGUCUGCCGCCGCCGCGGCCGCGGCUGCAGCGGCCGCUCCCAAGCCCGAUUCCGCUUCCGCUGCCGCCGGCGACGGCAAGGAGGACCCGAAGGGGUUGUUCACUGACAACAUUCAGACCAGUGGCGCGUAUAGCGCUCGAGAGGAGGGCCUCAAGCGUGAGGAAGAAGCAGGGAGGCUGAAAUUUCUAUGCUAUUCUAAUGAUGGAGUUGAUGAACAUAUGAUUUGGUUGGUAGGCUUGAAGAAUAUCUUUGCUCGGCAGCUUCCUAACAUGCCCAAAGAGUACAUUGUCCGUCUUGUUAUGGAUAGAACUCACAAAUCAAUGAUGGUUAUCAGGAAUAAUAUUGUUGUAGGAGGCAUUACUUACCGGCCUUAUACAAGCCAGAAGUUUGGAGAAAUAGCAUUUUGUGCAAUUACAGCUGAUGAGCAAGUUAAAGGCUAUGGGACACGGUUAAUGAAUCACCUGAAGCAACAUGCCCGAGAUGCUGAUGGGCUCACUCAUUUCUUAACUUAUGCAGAUAACAAUGCCGUUGGCUAUUUUGUAAAGCAGGGUUUCACAAAGGAGAUCACAUUGGACAAAGAAAGAUGGCAAGGGUACAUUAAAGACUAUGAUGGAGGAAUAUUGAUGGAGUGCAGAAUUGAUCAAAAGUUGCCAUAUGUUGAUCUGGCAACGAUGAUUAGGCGUCAAAGACAGGCAAUUGAUGAGAAAAUCAGAGAGCUUUCAAACUGCCAUAUUGUUUAUUCUGGAAUUGACUUCCAAAAGAAAGAAGCUGGUAUUCCAAGAAGAACGAUGAAACCAGAAGACAUCCAAGGCUUGAGGGAAGCUGGGUGGACGCCAGAUCAGUGGGGGCAUUCCAAAUCAAGAUCAGCCUUUUCUCCUGAUUACAGUACUUACAGGCAACAACUUACUAAUCUAAUGCGUUCAUUGUUGAAGAAUAUGAAUGAGCAUCCUGAUGCUUGGCCAUUCAAAGAGCCAGUGGAUUCACGUGAUGUUCCUGACUAUUAUGACAUUAUCAAAGAUCCUAUUGAUUUGAAGACAAUGUCAAAAAGAGUUGAGUCUGAGCAGUAUUAUGUGACGCUAGAGAUGUUUGUAGCUGACAUGAAGAGAAUGUUCAGCAAUGCAAAAACUUAUAACUCUCCCGAUACAAUCUAUUACAAGUGUGCCUCACGGCUCGAGAGCUUCUUCUCAAACAAAGUAGCAUCUCAGCUUGCCCAAGCCUCAACGAAGAACUGACAUGGUCUUUGGUACAUCUGAUAUAGUCAAUUGUUGUUGUAAAAUUGUUAUAGCUCUCGCCCCCCUUGUUGUGCUUUCCAGCUUUGUAGUUUUAACGUAGCAAUCUGAUGGCGUGUUUAAUUUUUCACCAAUUUAAUUGCUUACAUUAAGUUGGCAUGUUGAUGGGUGAGUUGGCUUGUGCAAAGUAUUUCAGAAUGAAGAGGAAAAUUCACAGGGGGCAGUAAAUUUUUC
Molecule: messenger RNA, 1877 nt
Organism: Oryza sativa Japonica Group (Japanese rice)
Lineage: Eukaryota; Viridiplantae; Streptophyta; Magnoliopsida; Poales; Poaceae
Source: RefSeq, a predicted model, not a curated record